Molecule: messenger RNA, 4894 nt
Organism: Manis javanica (Malayan pangolin)
Lineage: Eukaryota; Metazoa; Chordata; Mammalia; Pholidota; Manidae
Source: RefSeq, a predicted model, not a curated record
AAAUACUGCAACACUGUUGUCCAUGGAAGUGAAAAUAUUUCUGUUAGUGUGUAGGCCAACGCUGGGUAGAGAUGGAUAAAACUUUUCUGAUUGGAUACAGAAACAUGAAUCUAAGGAUCAGAAUUAAAAUGUCCCCAAGAUUAACACUGAGGUAUUUGACUGAGGUAUUUGAAGUUGUUUUGGAGGCAAGGACGGGUGUGUGUAAGUAUGAAAAGCGUUUCCUCAGAGGCUACUUGGCAGUUUCUACUCCAUGCUAAUGAAAACAAGGUCUUUAAGUUCACCUCCCAGUGGACUAUCCGGUUCUUCAUCGCGCCCUGCGGGAAGCCCAAUCCCAGAAAAGGAAACACUAGUUGUAGAAGAGCUGGGUGCUAGGCAAGGGCUGAGGCUAGAGGCAGGGAGCCUGGGAUGGAGAGGUGGGCGUGGCCGCGGGUACCACGCAGUGGAGUUUGGGCACUGUCUGGUUGGAGGGAUAGAGAUCAGGGGAGGUAUUUGCUCGGGAGAGCGACUACAUUAGGGUCGAUUUUUAGGCCCACCACUCUUCCUGGAGCGUUGAAGGAGAAGAAGCGGGAAGAAUCAGCGAGAGGAGGGACGGGCUGUGGCUAUCCAAGAAUCUCCCGGUAAUUCUGCCGCCGAGCCUGGAACCGCGCGCCAGGCGAGCUGGAAACAAACAUCACAUCUAAACUAAAAAAAAAAAGCGGAAGAAGCGGCCGAGGAGGCGGCGGCGGGAGGAGGAGAGGAGGAGGGGCCGCGCGGCGGCCCGAGGCGGCAGCGGGGACGCGGGGACGCGGCUUUGUGCUGACGGGCCGCGGGGCGCCCAUGGCGGAGUGCGGCCGGGGGGGCGCCUCUGGCGGGGCCCUGCCCACCUCCCCGGGCCCGGCCCUCGGCGCCAGGGGCGCCCUGAAAGCUGGAGCCGGCGAAGGCGGCGGCGGCGGCGGCGGCGGCGGCGGCGGGGGAGGUCGCCUCGGCCACGGGCGGGCGCGCUAUGACAGCGGCGGGGUUUCCAACGGGGACUGCAGCCUCGGCGCGUCCGGAGACGAAGCGCGGGCCAGCCCCGCCAGGGGCCCCCGCGGCGCUGCGCUCGCCCAGUCCCCCAGCCCGGCCGCCUGCCCCCUUCUCCGGGAGAGCAAACCCGGCGGCCUGCCCCGCAGGAGCAGCAUCAUCAAGGAUGGUACAAAACAGAAGCGAGAACGGAAAAAGACUGUCUCAUUCAGCAGCAUGCCAACGGAGAAGAAGGUCAGCAGUGCAAGCGACUGCAUCAGCUCCAUGGUUGAGGGCUCAGAACUCAAAAAGGUUCGCUCCAACUCUAGAAUUUACCAUAGGUAUUUUUUACUGGAUGCCGACAUGCAAAGCCUGAGGUGGGAACCGUCUAAGAAGGAUUCUGAGAAAGCCAAGAUUGAUAUUAAAUCCAUCAAGGAAGUGAGAACAGGAAAAAACACAGACAUAUUCCGCAGCAAUGGCAUUUCUGACCAGAUAUCUGAAGACUGUGCAUUUUCAGUCAUAUAUGGAGAGAAUUAUGAGUCACUUGAUUUGGUGGCCAACUCUGCAGAUGUUGCAAACAUCUGGGUCACGGGACUGCGGUACCUAAUUUCUUAUGGAAAACAUACACUUGAUAUGUUAGAAAGUAGCCAAGAUAACAUGAGGACUUCUUGGGUUUCCCAAAUGUUUAGUGGAAUUGAUGUAGAUAACCUUGGACAUAUAACUCUGUGCAAUGCUGUGCAGUGUAUCAGAAACCUCAAUCCCGGUUUAAAAACUAGUAAAAUUGAGCUUAAGUUCAAAGAAUUGCACAAAUCCAAGGAAAAGGCUGGUACAGAAGUCACCAAGGAAGAAUUUGUUGAGGUUUUCCAUGAGCUUUGUACCAGACCUGAAAUUUAUUUCCUCUUAGUUCAGUUUUCAAGCAAUAAAGAAUUCCUCGAUACCAAGGACCUUAUGAUGUUUCUUGAGGCUGAGCAGGGUGUGGCACAUAUAAAGGAGGAAAUAAGUCUUGAAAUCAUUCACAAAUAUGAGCCAUCCAAAGAGGGUCAGGAGAAGGGCUGGCUCUCCAUAGACGGGUUCACUAAUUAUCUCAUGUCACCUGACUGUUACAUAUUUGACCCUGAACAUAAGAAGGUCUGUCAGGAUAUGAAGCAACCUUUGUCUCACUACUUUAUAAACUCAUCUCAUAAUACAUACUUAAUAGAGGAUCAGUUCCGAGGCCCCUCUGAUAUCACAGGAUACAUUCGAGCCCUUAAGAUGGGUUGCCGGAGUGUUGAGUUAGAUGUAUGGGAUGGGCCAGAUAAUGAGCCUGUUAUUUACACGGGCCACACCAUGACCUCUCAGAUAGUCUUCCGCAGUGUCAUCGAUAUCAUUAACAAGUAUGCAUUCUUUGCUUCAGAGUAUCCUCUUAUCUUGUGUUUAGAAAAUCACUGUUCUGUUAAACAACAGAAGGUGAUGGUUCAACACAUGAAGAAAAUUUUAGGAGACAAGCUCUAUACAACAUCACCCAAUGCUGAGGAAUCGUAUCUACCAUCCCCAGAUGUCCUGAGAGGGAAGAUACUAAUUAAAGCAAAGAAGCUGUCCUCCAGUUGCUCUGGAGUAGAAGGCGAUGUUACAGAUGAAGACGAAGGAGCAGAAAUGUCCCAGAGGAUGGGCAAGGAGAAUACGGAGCUGCCCCACAGUGUGCCUGUGAAACGGUUUCAGCUCUGCAAAGAGCUGUCUGAGCUGGUGAGCAUCUGUAAGUCAGUUCAGUUCAAAGAAUUUCAGGUGUCAUUUCAGAUUCAGAAAUACUGGGAAGUCUGUUCAUUUAAUGAAGUGCUUGCCAGCAAAUACGCCAAUGAGAAUCCAGGGGACUUUGUAAACUACAACAAACGCUUUCUUGCCAGGGUUUUCCCCAGCCCAAUGAGGAUCGACUCCAGUAACAUGAACCCUCAAGAUUUUUGGAAAUGUGGCUGUCAGAUCGUGGCCAUGAACUUUCAGACCCCAGGAUUGAUGAUGGACCUGAAUAUUGGCUGGUUUAGGCAGAACGGGAACUGCGGCUAUGUCCUUCGGCCGGCCAUCAUGAGGGAGGAAGUUUCUUUCUUCAGCGCCAAUACAAAAGACUCUGUCCCAGGAGUGUCACCUCAGCUUCUUCACAUUAAAAUCAUCAGCGGCCAGAACUUCCCCAAACCCAAAGGAUCUGGUGCCAAAGGUGACGUGGUGGAUCCUUACGUCUAUGUUGAGAUUCACGGAAUCCCUGCUGACUGUGCAGAACAAAGGACAAAAACAGUGCACCAGAACGGAGAUGCUCCUAUUUUUGAUGAAAGCUUUGAAUUUCAAAUCAACCUACCUGAACUGGCCAUGGUGCGCUUUGUAGUGCUCGAUGAUGACUACAUUGGAGAUGAGUUUAUUGGCCAGUACACGAUUCCCUUUGAAUGUUUACAGACGGGCUACCGCCACGUGCCCCUGCAGUCACUGACGGGAGAGGUCCUCGCGCACGCCUCUUUGUUUGUGCAUGUGGCUAUUACUAACCGAAGAGGAGGAGGGAAACCUCAUAAAAGGGGCCUUUCUGUGAGAAAAGGGAAGAAAUCCAGGGAAUAUGCAUCUUUGAGGACAUUGUGGAUUAAAACUGUAGAUGAGGUAUUCAAGAACGCCCAGCCCCCCAUACGGGAUGCUACAGACCUGCGAGAGAACAUGCAGAAUGCAGUGGUGUCGUUCAAGGAACUGUGCGGCCUCUCCUCCGUGGCCAAUCUCAUGCAGUGCAUGCUGGCAGUGUCUCCCCGCUUUCUGGGGCCUGAUAACACACCCCUGGUGGUCCUGAAUCUCAGCGAGCAGUAUCCCACGAUGGAGUUGCAGGGAAUUGUGCCAGAGGUGCUGAAGAAGAUUGUGACAACCUAUGACAUGAUGAUCCAGUCCCUCAAGGCCUUGAUUGAAAAUGCAGACGCUGUGUAUGAAAAGAUUGUACAUUGUCAGAAGGCAGCCAUGGAGUUCCAUGAACACCUGCACAGCAUCGGCACCAAGGAAGGUUUGAAGGAGCGGAAACUGCAGAAGGCAGUGGAGAGCUUUACCUGGAACAUUACCAUCUUAAAGGGACAAGCAGAUCUUUUGAAAUACGCUAAGAAUGAGACUUUGGAGAACCUGAAACAAAUCCAUUAUGCUGCUGUUUCAUGCGGGCUGAAUAAGCCAGGCACAGAAAAUGCCGAUAUUCAGAAGCCACGCCGGAGCCUGGAAGUCAUACCUGAAAAAGCCAACGAUGAAACUGGAGAAUGAAGGAACUUUGUAGAAAUCACUAUGGAGUUUAUAACUCUAGGACCAAUUGUAGUCGAAUGGGAUAUUUGCUUUGCACUCACUAAUGAAAAUAAUAUUGGGGAUUUUAAAGCACAACUGGAAUAGCUAAUUACAGUCUAUUAAAACUGUGAAUGUAUGUAGCAAUCCUGCGUGUGAAGGCAAAUAAACUCUUUAACAAGAAAUUAUAUUCCUGACCAAAAUAUGCUAUAUUUGUACACAAAGACAUGAUAACUCAGUUCCAAUGUAAAUAACAGACUAGUUACUCUAGUUCCAUUGAGAAAAAACAUUUUCCUUACUGAAAACAAUCUCUUAAGAUGGAAAUGGAGUGUAUUGUGAAAUCAGUAUUUAUUGGAGAAAAACCUAGUCUACAACUUUUACUUAUUGUGACUGCCAGAGUCUCCAGGUCAGAGAUGAUUUUGGUGGCAUGCCUGCUGAGCCAUAAUUACUAAGGAGAAUGUAAGCGGACAGUUCCCUGAAUCCCCAGGACCACGGAGCCAUUACGUACAAGGAAACUCACAACCGGACUGAAGCUCCCAGCUGGAGACAUGCUGGGGACAUACACGAUGUAUGAGCAGCCAACCUGGAAGCGACACAUUGUAAAUAGUUUUUCAUUGUAUGAAGUAGUGUUCACAUUAAAGAGAUGUUUUAUGAUAUU